Molecule: messenger RNA, 912 nt
Organism: Cooperia oncophora
Lineage: Eukaryota; Metazoa; Nematoda; Chromadorea; Rhabditida; Trichostrongylidae
Source: the annotation of a GenBank genome assembly
AUGCACUGCCGUGCUCUCAAAACUCAGAAGCAAGUAACAUUUCAGAAAGGAACCAAACUCAGAAAAGUUGCAACUAACGAUCGAUCUGCACCUAUAAUUGGAGGGAAGCCUAGUUCGUCUUCACCGGGAGUAAAGCCUAGUUCUACUUCAUCGAGCUCAUCUUUGAUAACUAAUCAACUUGAGAGAGAGCCCAAACCGGGUUCUGGUGGUCGUACGUACGGUGGCGGCAGUGGAAGUCCAAUGGGUGGUCUUUUUGCAAAUGGGCUCCCUUCGAAACCCAGUGAAAACAAAAUCCGGCGAGCGAAUACAUCAGUCACACCCGCAACAACAUCUCCACCACAGCCUCCUCCCUUGCCAGGAAGGCCCUUCCUAGCUGGCGUUGCCGGAUCUGCACCCCCACCUCUAGCUGCGAAGCCAUCAGAUCUGCUCAUUUCCAGUAAACCCUCUCCACCACCUCCACCUAUUCAAACCGUUAAACCAGUUAUCAGCGCUUCAUCUGGUGGUCGCGACCAGUUCAAGACGAUGCGGCCAAUGAAGCCAGAAACGAGUUGGAACAACUCUGGAUUGCGAAGGAGUGGCAGUUCUGAGGAUAUCUCUUCUCGCGAGAGCACCCCGGUUCGAGCACCUCUGGCUCGUCCAACUGUUGCACCUCCAGGCAGGCCAUCAGCUCCUCCACCUCCUCCACCUAUUGUGCGAACUAAUGGUAGCCACCCGGACCCACCUCCACCUCCUUCUGUUCCACCAAUUGCCACAACCAUGCCUAACAGGUUUGGCAGCGCUCCUGUUAUGGGUGUCCGAUCAGAGGAGAAUGCUCCACCUCCUCCUCCUAGAAGUGCUUCGAAGGCGGGCGGUACUCCUCCUAUAGUGGCGACCAAAUUCUCAAACAGGGACGCUCAUCCUCUUGACCGGUAG